Molecule: messenger RNA, 626 nt
Organism: Patiria miniata (bat star)
Lineage: Eukaryota; Metazoa; Echinodermata; Asteroidea; Valvatida; Asterinidae
Exons: 4
Coding region: 53-607 (184 amino acids)
Source: RefSeq, a predicted model, not a curated record
UUACCGUUUCAUUGCUGCUCCAGCUUCGGAAUGGCAGUUGGUUUUUAAAGGAAUGGCGGGGACCGGAUUUGGGAUAUAUGACAUGUGGACAACAACAUCUUGGGACGAAAACACGAUGGGUGUCAGUGGGAGUUGGCGGGAUGAAUCGCUGCAUGAUGCCUGGAAAAGUGGAGAACUGAAUGUUACACGAGUAAAACUGUCCGUGCGUGAUUUCGAGGGGCGCAGAGCUGACCUAAUAUUCAACGGUACCGGGACGGAUAUCCAUAACUGGUUCACCCAAGAGCGCCUCAUCUCAAGCCCCUGGGAAGACGUGAAAUCAACCACACCAAACUACUUCAGCACUGAAGGGUUUGCAGCAAAUGGACGAAGAUUCUACAUGAGUAAAAGCCACUAUGCAUGUACUUACGACAGAGGCUGGUUGGUCGUGAAAGAGUCCCUAGUCGGUGGCGAUUGCGACUGGGAGAAAAAUUCGACGGAGUAUCCGAGCUUCCCACUCAUACUGUACAGCAGGUCUACAAUUGCUGCAAGGUGGAGAGUCAUGUUCUAUACAGGUGACGUUACGGUUGGACGCGCGGACUUUCUCACCAUUCACGUGGAUACCGAGUAGAGAUAACGAAGGCUCACGU